AUGGGCAAACUCACCACCGCCAUCAAGGCCGGCCAAACCGCCGUCGAGCUGACCCAAAACGCCAAAUCGCUCGCCGAUACCGCCAGCUCCUUCAAGUCCGCCGACAAGGGCGUGCUAGGCCGCGCCGCUGGCCGCCAGGCCUUCAACGAAGGCGCCGACAUCGGCAAGACGGCCGGCAAGUCCUGGCUCAAGACCUUCGAGGUCAUCCCCGUCUAG
This is a messenger RNA of Parascedosporium putredinis, 216 nucleotides long. NCBI's taxonomy places the organism in Eukaryota, Fungi, Ascomycota, Sordariomycetes, Microascales, Microascaceae. The record is from the annotation of a GenBank genome assembly.